AUGGGAACCUAUAUAUCCUCAAAUUCAAGCUCAAAAUCUGGCAAAACUGUAGGAGGAGGAGGACCGCGUGGCGUCAAACGGUCAUCGACAGCAGCCAAGGUGGUUCACUUGGAAGGUCGUGUUCAAGAGUUCAGGCAAUCAGUCCAAGCCAAGAACAUCGUUUCUCAGAAUCCUGGUCACUUCCUCUGCAGCUCCGAGUCGAUGUCUAUUGGGACAUGCGUGCCACAUGUCCUCGAUGAGAAGGAGCUUCAACCGGGACAAGUUUACUUCUUGCUGCCACUCUCCCAAUCCGAUAAACCCCUUUCCUUGCCGGACUUGUGUUCCCUCGCCAUUAAAGCUACCGCUGGCUUUGGCAGACACAGUGUGGACCUCUCCUCCAGUAACUCCAAACUCAUCCUUAGGUGA
This is a messenger RNA of Hibiscus syriacus, 405 nucleotides long. RefSeq lists its product as uncharacterized. The record is from RefSeq and is a predicted model, not a curated record. Bases 1 to 405 code for a protein of 134 amino acids. The transcript has a single exon. Lineage: Eukaryota; Viridiplantae; Streptophyta; Magnoliopsida; Malvales; Malvaceae.